CGUAACUUUACGAUGUCUGGGCGAGGUAAAGGCGGCAAAGGACUGGGUAAAGGAGGCGCAAAGCGCCACCGGAAAGUCUUACGCGACAACAUCCAAGGCAUUACGAAACCUGCCAUUCGCCGUCUAGCUCGCCGUGGUGGUGUGAAGCGCAUCUCUGGGCUCAUCUACGAGGAGACCCGGGGAGUGCUCAAAGUCUUUCUGGAGAACGUGAUCCGGGAUGCUGUAACUUACACUGAGCACGCUAAGCGCAAGACGGUCACUGCUAUGGACGUGGUGUAUGCCUUAAAGCGGCAGGGGCGCACCCUCUACGGGUUUGGCGGCUGAGCUGUCCCUACACUUCUCCAGACUCCAAAAGGCCCUUUUUAGGGCCCGCAAAAUCUCACAAAGAGAGCUACUAAUGCUUCGUAUUCUGAGGCGUUUCAGAUCUUGAGUGUAGGCGGAGCAUUUGCGACGCUGAGUAGGACUUAAGCGAAGGAAGCCUCUUCCCAGAGUUAGGCUUUGGGGGCGUCGGGGUAGCAGGGAACCCAGAGCCGCAUGCUUGGGACAGAGCUUAACAAGUGCGGUGCAGGCCUGAAGUAACUGUCUUGAGAGAAACUCCACCCCAAAGAAGCCGGCGUUUAGAAGUGGUCAAUGGCUGCCGAGUCCUGAACCCUGAACACCUCUGGGGUGGCUUCUAUGUAAUUCGGAGUCACAGGGUGGUUACCCGGCCUGACACUGCAGGGGCCAGGAGGUCGCGGCGCUACUACCAGGAAGUCCUGAGGCGCCAAAGGCAGCCCCGGUGUGUCGCGCUGGAGUAGUAGUGGGUGUGACUUUCUUAGUUGACAUUCCGAGGGAGCGGUGACCAAACUGCUGAAAACAAGGCGGCGAAGUCUAAACUCAGGCCAAAGCUCGGAGGUCCCUACAAUUCCAACGCCGAGCCAGCUACCGUAGUCGGCCACGCGGAGCGCUUGGUGGCGGGCCAGGGGUUG
This is a messenger RNA of Nycticebus coucang (slow loris), 968 nucleotides long. RefSeq names its product histone H4. The transcript has a single exon. Gene Ontology annotation, cellular component: nucleosome. Gene Ontology annotation, biological process: nucleosome assembly. Lineage: Eukaryota; Metazoa; Chordata; Mammalia; Primates; Lorisidae. Gene Ontology annotation, molecular function: protein heterodimerization activity; DNA binding; structural constituent of chromatin. The record is from RefSeq and is a predicted model, not a curated record. Bases 13 to 324 code for a protein of 103 amino acids.